This is a messenger RNA of Hirsutella rhossiliensis, 2292 nucleotides long. Its product is annotated as anaphase-promoting complex, cyclosome, subunit 4 domain-containing protein. Gene Ontology annotation, cellular component: anaphase-promoting complex; nuclear periphery. Lineage: Eukaryota; Fungi; Ascomycota; Sordariomycetes; Hypocreales; Ophiocordycipitaceae. Gene Ontology annotation, biological process: anaphase-promoting complex-dependent catabolic process; protein K11-linked ubiquitination; positive regulation of mitotic metaphase/anaphase transition. The record is from RefSeq and is a predicted model, not a curated record. Gene Ontology annotation, molecular function: protein binding. Bases 1 to 2292 code for a protein of 763 amino acids. The transcript has 7 exons.
AUGGACCAGGCGAAGCAGCUCUCACUUUUCAGCGACAACGAAUUCGAGUCCAGAGCCCCUCAUGGCUUCCCAGUGGGCUGUCCCACGCUCGACGUGGCCACGACCUGGGACAGCGGCAGCAAGAACCUCUUCAUCUAUAGGCCCCCUGGCCAGGUCGUGUCCAAGAUCCAUCAAAUUUCUGCUCCCGGGGAGGCAGCCCCAGAGGCUGUCGCGGUGACCUGGAAACCUGACGGGCAGUUCCUGGCUGUGGGCUGGAGCGAUGGCGUCGUACGGCUCAUGGGACUGGAGAACAACAAGGCUGCUCACCAUAUCCCGGUCUGUGAGAAGUCGGAGACGAGCAUCACACACAUUGGCUGGGCCAGCAGCACAAUCUCAAACAAGACACCCAAGUCAACCUCUGGCCGACUCGCAGACAGCAUACCCGAGGACUGGGCUCACCAAGGAGACCAGCUCCCCGCCAACCUUCCCCUACAGCUCAAAUUUCUGGAGGUCGACACUGCGCUGCCCAAGAUCAGCCCCUUGCCCGCCAGCAGCGCGGGCGCAGACGAGGAUGCCACCGUCUUCACUUUGCGGACCGGCAUCGAGUUCCUGUUUCAGCCGCCAAAGCCAGAUGAAUACGACAAGGUCAACGUCAUGGUUGUUGGCACCAGCGACGGCAAGCUGCAGCUAAGCAUACACGACUCCUUCAUCAUCGGGGCAUUUCAGUGCCCGGCGGUGAGCCCUUCAACGACUUGCCAGAUGAUCCGCCAUGCGUCCCACCCAAACGUGUCGACACACGCGCUGGUGCUGGCGGACAAGGCCACCGAGCCCGAAGAGCUUCACCUUCUCCCUAUGGACCUGCCGUUCAUCUCAUCCUCGCCAAUCAACCUGUCUCUGCUGGCGUCCAAGUUGACCACGCUACAGAAGCUCUUGCGUUAUCUCAAGCAGACGCAGCUGCACAUGCUGGUCGAGUGGAAGAACGCCAGAGAACUGCCGAGUCGCUUCCUGCGAAGCGUCGAGGGCGACCUCGAGGAGAUGCAGAGCGGGCCGCGCGGCAUCGUUCCGGCAUUAUACCACACGGUCGUGACGGGCCAUGCCUACGGCCCUGUCCGCGAAUGGCUUGUCGACAGCCUUGCAGAACGGGGACAUAAGCGCUGGGACAAGGCCGUCGUGUCGGGCCUCGAGAACAUACGCAGCCUCGUCCACGAAAACUUCCUCCCGGCGCUCGAGCGUUGCGCCAUCAUCCUCGGCCGGCUGCGCGGCCUGGCUCAAUUCCACGACGAUCGCGACGACAUUGGCUUCUCCGUCAUGCAGAUCGGCAGAGUCCUGGACAUCAUCGGCUGCCUGACCCUCGUCGGCCACAGGAUCCUCACCCAGGUCAUGGAGGAGCUCGACCACUUUUCCGCGUUUUCCGUCUGGCUCCGCUUCCAGAUUGAUCGCCUGGCCACGAGCGCCGGCGAGGAGCUCGGCGAGAAGGAGGCGACCAUGGACAACUCCAAGGUGCUCACGUAUAUUGAAAAGUACCUCACCGGUAGCCCGCUCGGCGUGUUCUUCGACGACAUCUCGCGCGAGAACUGCUCCGCCGACUGGGACCACUGCGAGGAUGGGCCGAGCCUGCUGCAGAUGCUGGACCGGCAGCUCCAGCGACGCGAGGAGGGUCAGCUCAGCAUGAAGGCCCUACCGCAAGUCGACUUUCUCGUCAAUUACAUGACGAGCUGGUGCAGCCGCAUCUUCAGGGGCAUUGCCGAGUCCAAGAAAAGGAGUGUCAGGUUCGGCAAGUCCGUGCGGCUGUCGAUCGGACGCCCAAUCAGCAACAUGGACGUCAAGGUCUGCGAAGCCGAAAAGGGCGGCAUUAUAUACACAGCGCUCGCCAGCAAGGGCGACGACGCCAAAGUACACAUUCUUCGCGCCAGAAUCGACAUUGUUAAUGGCAUUAGUGCCAACCAGCCUGCUACGAGAUGUUGCGUCGACCUCGGUGACCGCCAACUCGUCGACUUUAAAUUUCUCAACGACAAGAACCUCGUCGUCCUCUGCAACCAGCCAGAUCACGUACCGGUUGUCAUCUCAAUCCCGGUUCAGUCGAAUGACCUUCUCUACGCUCCCCUCAGUGUAGACAGACCAGACGACAUUGGCAGCGUUUCGACGCAUGGCUUCGCCAAGUAUCGUCUUCCCGUGCAGCAGACGGCACGACCAGUGAGGAUGGAGGUGCAUGACAGGAGCGAUGUGCGGGGGGAAAUCCCAGAAAGAAUCUGCCUUCUCGGCAGCAACCGCACAACAUGGCAGACAUUCUCCAUGCCGCAUCAUAACCACUAA